Molecule: messenger RNA, 1764 nt
Organism: Leptosia nina
Lineage: Eukaryota; Metazoa; Arthropoda; Insecta; Lepidoptera; Pieridae
Source: the annotation of a GenBank genome assembly
AUGUUUACAAAAUUAAAUCUUACUUCAAAUCUAAUGCAUAGCCGAGUUUUUGAAAUUAAGCGUUAUCAAACUCCAUAUAAAAAGGAGUGUAUUUCGAACUCCGUGUCAUCAAUAUACAGUGUCAGCGGUUGGGUGCGCGCGCGCUGGCUCCAUUGGCGCUCGUCGUGCGUACGCGACUGCAAGCGAUCGCCCACACCGGAGGAUGCGCGCAGUGCCACCACACCGCGCCGUCAGACCGCGCGCACCAUGUUCAAUAUGAAGCUUAAGGAGCGUCUGGCGCUGGCCGUCAGUGCCUUCCUCAUCCUAUUCACGCUGAUGCUGAUAGUGGAUCUCCAAAUGGACUAUGGCAUAUCGGGCCACAGAGUCCCGUUGCACGGCAGGGUCAAGAUUGUGGACGAUGUGGAUAAAGGAAAUUCAGCGUACAUCGAGUUUCGGAAGCGGUUUCUUCAGCGAAGUAACGGCAGUAAUAGUUCUCGGGAAUUCGAGCAGUCAGCGCCAAGUGAAACUAGCGGCUUGGAUACAGAGCCACGAACACCAAGCCCACCUGCGGACCGCUUCGAACACCUCCAAAGAAUAUUACUACUCCAGAUUCAGGGGAAAUCAGUUGAUCACGCCGUUAUAAUACCACCACAUAAGGAUCUCAAUGUAAUACGUCCGGAGAAUCCUACUAUCGGUGAGAUGGAGGACUUGGAACCCAGUCUCAACGCUUCAAACUUAGAGAAGUUCCAGUUAAAAAUUGCUCAGCACGAGUUGUAUGAAGAUGGAGAGAAGUUAGUAGAAGCGAUUUUGAAGGAUAUGUCCACUACAUCGAUAUUACAUGUUGAGCAAAAGGAAGGCGGCACGCAACUGAAGCUAAUCAUAGACUAUCCGAAUGGGGUGCAGGCUUUGUUCAAACCAAUGAGGUUUGCCCGAGACGUGCAAACGUUACCAAAUCAUUUCUAUUUUUCGGAUUAUGAGAGACAUAAUGCCGAAAUUGCUGCGUUUCAUCUAGACAGGAUCCUCGGUUUUCGUCGCGCCAUGCCUGUCGUUGGCCGAGUGCUAAACAUGACCACCGAGAUUUAUGACGUCACCGAGGGAGACAUUCUGAAGACGUUCUUCGUGUCUCCAGCGAACAACUUCUGCUUCCACGGGAAGUGCUCGUACUACUGCGACACAGGACAUGCGAUAUGCGGGAACCCGGAUAUGCUGGAAGGAAGCUUCGCUGCUUUCCUGCCUUCCUCGGAUUUAGCUGAACGAAAGGUGUGGAGGCACCCGUGGAGACGAUCCUAUCACAAACGCCGAAAAGCUCAGUGGGAACUGCAGUCAGAUUAUUGUGAUACGGUGCGUACAACUCCACCAUAUGACUCUGGAAGAAGACUUCUAGACCUGAUGGAUAUGUCCAUAUUCGAUUUUUUAACUGGCAACAUGGACAGACAUCAUUACGAAACAUUCAAAAUGUUCGGCAAUGAGACAUUCACACUGCAUUUGGACCAAGGACGAGCUUUCGGGAAGGCGUUCCACGAUGAGCUCAGUAUCCUGGCACCGUUGCUUCAAUGCUGUUUCGUGCGACACACGACUCUGGCCGUUCUUUUAAAAUAUCACAACGGAGUGUCCUUAUCAUCCAUUCUACGAGAGUCCAUGAAAGCGGAUCCCGUAUCGCCUAUUCUGUGGGAACCUCAUUUGACGGCGUUAGAUCGACGAAUGGUUACCAUCCUCGACGCAAUCCGAAAAUGCGUCGAAAAAGCAGAAAACCCUCUAGAAAAUGAACUUAAUGAUAUUGUAUGA